UUCAUGCUAAAUGGUUUGCAGCCUUAUUUCCGCACCAAUUAGUGAAGAUGGGCUGAAGCAUAUGAUGAUCUGUCAUGUAAUCUUGGGAAGAACAGAGAUGAUACUUCCUGGCUACUGACAAUCAGGUCCAAAUGCUGGAGAUUUUGAUUCUGGUGUAGAUAACCAGCAAGCUCCUUCAAAGUAUAUUGUCUGGUAUCCAGAUGUCAAGACACAUGUACUGCCUCUUUAUGCGGUUACUGUCAAAAUGGAACUGAAUUUAGGAGCAAUGGCCAGAGAUAUAUUUACAUGGGAUCCCAUGACAAGCAUGUUUAUAUUUAUGAUGUGAUAAUGCGAGGAACACUUACAUAUAAUGCGAGGAACACAAGGUGCUCUAAUUGUAGCUUCAACACUUCAGACUUCAGUGGCCUUUGGCUUAAUGUCACUAGAUUUGUGAGUCAACUAUCAGCAGUUCCUUUAGUUGCCUUAUCCGGAUUUGGCCUCUAUGAGUUAGGCUUUCUCAGUGUUGCCAAGUGUAUUGAGAUUGAGCUUCCACAUAUAAUUCUGUUGAUAAUCUUUUCCCAGGUGACUGGAAACCAAGUUGCAAAAAUCACCUUUCAUAACGCUGUGAUUAGAGUCUGUAGCUGGCAUCCAUACUAUCAUAUGCUUGUGAGCUAUUCUUGGGAUUGUCAAAUUGCUAGAUGGCAAUUCUAGGGUUCUGAUGCAAUUCCUUCUGUUAUUGACAAUAAACGCCAUCGAAGGCAACAGCCUGAGCAAAGGACACUUCCCUGAUGCUUUGCGCUCUUCCUCGAGUUUCUGUUUGUUAUUUAUAAUAUCUCUUGGCAUUUAUAAUUUCUCAUGACAUGGUGUAAAUUCUUUGAUCAGAAGAGAAACUGACAAAGGGGAUCAACGUCAUGUAUUGCGAGAUCUUUAUCAUCUAUACUACCCUAGCUGAUGAGACCUCAAUUCCUUUGUAAAGAAUAUUUAAGUAUGAUUAUGGUGUAAAUAUUUGUAUGCAUCUUCUCUAUGAUUAUGGUGUAAAUAUUUGUAUGCAACUUCUCGGUGCAGUCAGAGUACAUUGCCUUGUAAAUAGAUUAAAACAAUGUAAGAAACCUGAGAAGCCAAAUCAUAUUUCUUGCUUUUUGUUA
Molecule: messenger RNA, 1124 nt
Organism: Asparagus officinalis (garden asparagus)
Lineage: Eukaryota; Viridiplantae; Streptophyta; Magnoliopsida; Asparagales; Asparagaceae
Exons: 6
Coding region: 286-690 (134 amino acids)
Molecular function (GO): transporter activity; protein binding
Source: RefSeq, a predicted model, not a curated record